UAUGGACGAUAUUCUUCGUUUAGAUUCAUAUUCUGUUGCUUUAACAAAUGAUAGGAAUGAUUCUCAAUAUUUAAUAAUUCCAUCCAGUUGGAUUAAUCAGGAUGAAAAUACUUUUUGGUAUAUUGAUACAUCGGAUAAUAAAGAAUUAGAAACGAUAAUUCGAACGAGGAUAGCCCCGAAUGAUGAUCGAACGAAAUUUAAUUGGGUUAAAUAUAAAUAUAACGUAUUGAAUAGUAUUAACAUUGAUAGUUAUGAAGAGGCAAAAAAGUAUGUUACAAGGAAACAAAAAGCCAACAAUAAAGUUAAUAAUAAUCGAAAUCGUCUUACGAAGAGGAAAGCUUCGGAAAGUGAAGAAAUAUGUAGAAAGAAGAAAUUACUAGAAACUAACAAUGAAAUAGUUAAGGAACUAUUUGAAGAAUCAUCUAGAAAGGAACCGGAAGGAAAACUUUCUACAAAAGAUAAUAAGAAGAAAGAGACAGUAACUUUCGAAAAUAACUUAUUAUCUGAUAGCGAACUUGAUUAUUAUGUUCUCGAAAAGCUACUCUACAUAUUACAAACUAUAAAACACCUACAUCAACAGAGUUUACAAUUGCAGAAGUUAUGUAAAACUGAAAGAGGAGAAAUUCGCACUGGAAUGGUAGAUCUUGAUAAAAGUCUUUCGGAUGAGAAAAAGAAUCGUAGAGGAUUCUUCUCUAGUUUGACAAAGAUGCUUAAAAAAACCGAAGAAAAGAAAAUUGUCGAACUUGAAACAAUACUUCAAACGUUAAAUCUUCCAAUAACGAAUCUACAACACUUUCGGGAAAAGUUUUACUUUUCUCUUAUCAGAGCUCCUGAUAUAAAAAGCUUAGUGAGGCAUGCAUUAAACCGUUUGAUGCAUGUUCAAUUCGCUCAAAAUGUUAGACUAAAUGAUAAUUGUAUUUCUUCGGAAUCAGAGAAUGAAAAGAUUGUAUUUCAAGAAUGGCCCAUAUUUGAACCUUUUAUAGAUGGUUUAACAACAAAUCCAACUGCUACCGAAAUUAUAGAGAUUAGGGAUAGAUUAGUGAAAAUAUUACAUCUAUCUUCCGAUUGGUUCAAUCAAGCUAAACGAAUGUGGCGUCAAAAGUUAAUGCGUAUGGCUAGACCAACUUAAACAGACAACUAUGACAAUCUAAAUUCUCUAUAAUAAAACUUAUGAUAUAGCU
Dimorphilus gyrociliatus is the source of this 1181-nucleotide messenger RNA. Lineage: Eukaryota; Metazoa; Annelida; Polychaeta; Dinophilidae. The record is from the annotation of a GenBank genome assembly.